CCUUGAUUGUGGCUUGUCUGAAAAAAAGCAUAGGCAAGACGAUAAAGUUACUCUCAAGAAAAAAACAAGUGUGAGGAUGGUUAAUAGUAUUUUGACCCUUCGGGUUCUUCCACUGGUUAUCCUCCUAGGGAACACACGUGUGUGCGCUUCCUACUUCUUCCUGGGUGACCUGCUGAAAGCACUGCCUGCAGACGAGACUGAUGACUACGAGUAUUAUGAUGACUACGAGUACACACAGAUGGAGCAGGACCCCAUACUCCAGCAGGAGGCCUCAGAGGACCCCGACUGGUUUGAGACAUAUUUUGGCUACAGUGAUACAGAAAAAGCAGAUCCUUGCUCCUCCAGCCCCUGCCAGAACCAUGGCAGGUGUGAAAACAGAGGAAGCAGCUUCAGCUGCCUCUGCCCUGAGCCAUUCACCGGGACUACCUGUGAGAAAGUGAAGGACACGUGUUCAGAGAAGAGGUGCCAUGGAGGAGACUGCCUGGUUACAUUAACCCCACCUUAUUUUCAGUGUAGCUGUGACCACCCCUACAAGACACCUGACUGCCAAAGAGCGUCUUCACCAUGCAGACCAAACCCCUGCAAAAAUGGAGGCACCUGCAAACGGCACAGAGUCAGAUUGAAAUUCACCUGUGAGUGCCCUGAACCUUUCAGAGGGAGAUUCUGUGAGAUUGGACCAGAUGAUUGUUAUGAACAGGAUUCCUCUAUGUACAGUGGAAGAGUGAACCAAGCAGCAAAUGGCAAGACCUGCCUGCACUGGAAUUCCCACAAGCUCUUGAACUUUGCUAUUAAUGCCUUCAUGGAGGAUGCUGACUCUUAUGGAAUUGGUGAACAUAACUUCUGCAGGAAUCCUGAUGACGAUGAAAAACCCUGGUGUUACAUCAGAAAAAAUCACAAAGUGGAAUGGGACUUCUGUGAUGUGUCACCCUGCUCAGGAACAGCUGAAGAGAGCCCAUGGUCAACAGAUGCACCCGAAUCCAAUUAUGUAUUCAACACAUGUGGACAACCAGAAGUUCAAAGGAUAAGCAAGAGAAUCUAUGGUGGAGCUAAGACUACUGCUGGCAAACAUCCCUGGAUGGCAUCUUUGCAGAGGAAGAAUUCCAAAAGGGACAAACACUUCUGUGGUGGAGUGUUAAUUAAAUCAUGCUGGGUUCUUACUGCUGCACAUUGCCUUGAAGAGCCAGCAGAAAAUCUCCAAGUAGCACUUGGAGAGCAAGACCUAAAGAAGAGAGAGCAUCAAGAACAAAUAUUUGAUGUGGAGAAGAUUAUUGUACAUCACAAAUACAGAGAGAAGGAUGGUGUGCCUCACAAUGAUAUUGCACUCCUUAAAUUGAAGCCAGUUGAUGGUCAAUGUGCAGUGGAAACAAAGUAUGUGAAAACAGCAUGUCUGCCAAACUUCUUCUUUCCCAUUGGGACUGACUGCUUCAUUUCUGGAUGGGGCAUAACAGAGAAAGAUGAACCAUCCAGGAGGCUGCUAGAUGCCAGUGUCAAGCUGAUUUCACAGAAGAAAUGCAACGCACCCAGAGCAUAUGACAACAUGCUGGAUGAAGGAAUGUUUUGUGCAGGAAAUCCACAGAGACCCACAGCUGAUUCUUGUCAGGGAGACUCUGGAGGCCCACUGACUUGUGUAGACAAUGGUUCCUACUAUGUAUAUGGCCUUGUGAGCUGGGGUGAUGGGUGCGGGUUAAAAAACAAGCCAGGAGUUUAUACCCAUGUUACAACAUUUAUCAGUUGGAUUAAAUCCAAAAUCCAGUCUGAUUCAAGGUCACAUCAUUAGAAGACAGCUUUGGAAUGACAAAUGAAAACUGGAAAAGCUACAAGAUUUGCAAGACAAGAUGAAGAUGUAGUUGUGUUUUUGUUUACUUCUGGUACAGAUGCAUUUUCCUUCUCUUGACUUGCAGAAUUUCUGAAGCAUCAGGAUUGACUGAGACCUGCUGGGCUCCUUCUGCCUCCAAUUGGUUCUGUAAAAUCAAACCCAAGUGAGCUGUGAGAACAGCUAGUAGGCAGGAGAAGGUUUUAACAAUUAUCCUGUACAAAUGUUUGUAUAUUAAAAAUUACAAAUGAACAAAAUCUCAAUCAUUGGUCUGCACUAAACAAAUCUCUACAAAGGAAAAGUGCAAAAAAUGGAGCUAUUUAUGGAAUUUAGAUACUACACAGAUCAAAAGACCCAGUGUGCUCACAUCCUAAUUUGUAAUUUGAGCCGUAAAUAAAGAGCAAACCAGUGAACACCUGAAUUCCAGGUGCAUUGCACACUUGUAGAUUUCCCUGAGACCAUCAGGGAAAGACUUAAGAAGAAAUUGCCUGCAGUCCCCACUGCCUGCAUUCCUCAGCCACAGUUAUAAUUUAUUUCCUAAGUAACUUUUCAGAUAGCAAUGUAAAUCAUUAAUAUGCUCUGUUUCUCUUGGGAUGGCUUAUUGUUUGACUUGCUGCCAAAGUUAAAACUUAAAUUAAACAAGUAUUUAAAGUGCAGAA
Molecule: messenger RNA, 2472 nt
Organism: Calypte anna (Anna's hummingbird)
Lineage: Eukaryota; Metazoa; Chordata; Aves; Apodiformes; Trochilidae
Gene: HABP2
Product: hyaluronan binding protein 2
Exons: 14
Coding region: 77-1777 (566 amino acids)
Biological process (GO): proteolysis
Molecular function (GO): calcium ion binding; serine-type endopeptidase activity
Source: RefSeq, a predicted model, not a curated record